UCUAUUCUAUUUAUUUGGUUUAAUGGAAAUAUCCUUGAAAUUUCAAAUAUAAGAGGAAUUCCAAUGGCUGGAUUGGCUGAGUGCACCCACAGUGUGCUCGACCAGGUCACCCACCUGGCCACAUUGUUGGCAUCGAACCAGCAGGUGACCGAUGAGUCCACAUCUGCCGCUGUGGUGGCCAAGAAGCGCUCCGAAAUCUACGAGGCGCUCUUCCGACGCGGGACAAUGUCCUCGGAGCAAAUUCUGGAGCUGCUGUGCGAGGUGAGCAGCCAAUUAAGAAAGGAUCCAGAGCAGCGAGGCAGGCUACAGCCCUUCCAGAGAUUGCUGGAGGAGCUAAGGACGAGGGACUUGCAGGGCACUGAAAAGAAGGUGGAAACCCGCACCAAAGAGGGGUUCAAGGUUUUGAGGCCAAGCGUGCUUAAGCUCCACGAAGUGCAGCUAAUGGACCACCAAAUAUUCAGGGAGCCACUUCUCUUCAGAUCAAUCCCUCAACUGAAGCGGGAACGCCAGCCCCUGCAGCUAAGGGAGCCCCUUUGGGAUCCUCUGCCAUGUAAUAUGAAUAAGCCAGUUGGCAGGAUAAACCCAACAAACAUCUCGAUUUUAACGGCAUCCCAAGCUCGGAUUAGGGAGAGUGGCCAGCAAUCAAUGCCACCGAUACCGAAACUGGAUUUCCUUAACACAAAGAGGUCCGAGAAGCUCCAGAAGUCUGGAGAACCUGGUUCGAAGAAGCAUUUUGUCUCGGAUCUGAUGAUGAGCAACGAGCUAUAUCUCGCAAUGAACAAAAAACUGGUGCUCAGCUAUAUCCAGGAAGCUGUUCUCAUUGACCACCUCAAGAAGGCGGCUGCUGGUCUCCAGUCGGACACGUUUAUGUGUUCGCCGGCGGAUGACAAGAAGCUGAUGAUUAGGCCCAACACCACCCUGCGCAGUGUGCUGCCGGAUAUUCUGGCGGACUUUGCGGAACCCUUUUUAAGAUCGGGUUUUGCCUACCGGCGCUUGAGCGCCCGCACCAGCUUUAGCACCCUCACCAAUGUCCGUGUGGAAAGACCUCUCAACCGGGCCUUUCGCGAAAUUCUGGAGGAUUUCCUGGCCACCAUUCGCCAGUUUCUGCUCUCGCAGUCCGCUAAGAGUCUUCCCCAGUUGCUACUAAACUCCCGGUCUGCUAUGCAGCUCCUGCAGCAGUUGGAGAAUGUUUUCCAGGAGGAGCCCAGGCUGAAUCUAGAGGCUGGAGUUCCUGGCUAUUUCCUGAUGAGCUGCAUCUGGCAGAUCAUCGACAGCUGUACCCAUAGCGACUUCCUGCAGCUCCUUAUUUAUCUGCUGCGCAGGAUGUCGAAGACUUACUUUGGCCAGUUGCAGAGUUGGAUUUACAAAGGCGAACUGGACGAAGAGCUUAACGAGAUUUUCAUUAGUCGCUGCCGAAACACAUCGCCUUCCCUAAUGGAUGAGUGCAGCAAGGAAUUCUUCAACAGGGGCUACCAGGUGGUCAACGAGGAGGUUCCAGCCUUCUUAUACGGCUGCGAGCAGGACAUUCUUCAGUGCGGAAAGUAUAAUCGCGUAAUCAAGGCCUACAAUGCUCAGCACCCAGUCUUCGAUGUGGAGUUCCCUUCCAUAACAGUUUGUUUGACGGAGCAGCAGCUCAAGGACAUGCGUCGUGGCCUGGCCGAGAAAUAUUCGGUCAUCUAUCAACGGUUUGGCUGGUGCAGCAUGCAAAGCAUCUUCCAGGAGCGCAUGGCGGCCAAGCGUAACUCCCAAGACCUCAUGGUGCAGCGCACCCGGGCACAUCUGGCUGCCUGGGAGGAGCAUAUGCGUGUCCUGCAGCUGGAGGCAAAUGCCCAGAAAAAACUCCGCUACGAACAACUCAAUGCCGAGCUGGAGCUCAACCAACAGAAGGUUUUGGAGAAACGGCGUCAGGAGAUUGUCGAUGAAUUGGUUUUCCUAAAGGAAAGUGAGCGUCUGGAGGAGAAGAGGCAGCUGCAGGAGAAGGAAACAUUGCUAAAGAAAGUGGCUCAACUCCAGGGUUUAUUGGAGUCCCAGGACACUUUAAGUCCCGAUGACAGCUCCAACAGUGAUCGCAGCUUCAAGUCCUGCCUCGAGGGACCCCCUUCUCGCCCAGAAUCUGUGAUAGACAAGCCAGAGGAGGAGCAGGCGGAGGAGGAGGAGCAGGCAGGCAAGCCAAAAUCCCCAACUACCUUGCGCAGACCGCUGGACGAGCUCAACUCCAAUGACCAUGUGACCUUCCAAUCGGAACUGGAACGUAAUCGCAAGCACAUACUCUCCUCGGAGCACUUUCAGGCCAUGGUCAAUGUCCAGGACUCCACUACGACCGGUUUAAGAGCCCACCUACCCCCUCCCGACUUUAAUGCCAAUGUAAAGGACACGGAGACCCAAGACCAGCUCACUGACCUCCAGCGAUACCGACUCCGCAUGCAGCAGCAUGACUCCUUUGGUAACUACAACUCCACCGAGGAUGACCACACCCGCCGUAUACAGCGUCAAAUGCAGUCCACCGAGGAUAGGGCCAUUAACAGGCGGCGGGUAAUGAGCAGCGAGUAUGGCAUUAGGCUGGGCGAAGGCAGGGUAGAUGCUUUACAUCUUCCACUGGAACUCAACAAGCUGCAUGUGGAAGUGCCUUUGUCGGUAACGCCCAUGUCCAUCACCUCCGAUGCCGAUUUUGGGCCACUGACGCCGCCUGACCACACAGCUGACAAGGAUGCCGUUAAUAAUAACAUUGCUGAUGGUGCUGAUGAAGUGGAGGCCGUGACCGUAUCGCCACAGAGUAAACCUGAUCCGGUAAAAGCAGUGGGAACACUUUUAUCCAACUUUAAGCCCACUUUCAUACUCCCCACAAACUUUCAAACGAAAAGCAAAGAGGCAGAGACCACACCUGUUAUCUUAACGGAGGCCUGCAAUCCCUUCAUGGCCCGCCGGUGCCUCCAGCUCUCCGUGAUGGUGCCUGUUAAUGCCCACUACGCUCUCCUUCGUAACGAGGUCUUGAGAAUAUUCAAGGAGCUACGCAUCUACGAUCAUUUUCGCCGUCUAAGAAACUACUUCUUUCUGCUGGACGGACAGUUUGGUGGAAUGCUCACCUCCGAUAUUCUCGACAGGAUCCGAGCGGGCAUCGAUCCCAAGAGUCUGAGCCAGAGGGGCGUACUCGACGCCAUGCUGGGCAAUGCCUUGGCUUGCUGUCCGGCGGAUGAGACCACGGUAACGCAGAAUCUUCACCUGAAUUGCACCAAGAUACCAGAUAAACUGGAUUUCUGGUCCCUGGAAGCCACCUCCAUGCUGGCCCUAAACUGCAAAGUGGACUGGCCCCUCAACCUAGUGAUAAGUUCGGAAACAAUUGUGAAAUACGGACAAAUAUUUGGGUAUUUGCUGAAGCUAAGGCACGUGAGUUUCAUUCUGGAUGGCACCCACCAGCACCUGCAGCGGGUGGGAAAGCUGCUGGGCCGAGGGCUCCAGAGCUCUGUCCAGUUUCGGCAAUUGCAGGUGGUGCGGCACAAGCUGUUGCACUUUGUGACCGCCCUGCAGACCCAUUUGGUGGCCAAGGCUCUGCAGGCCACAUGGAAGAGCUUCAAGGAAGACUUGUGCACAGCCAAUUCCAUCGAAGAUCUCUACAGGCACCAUGUGGCCUACCUGAAGCGGAUGGCCUUUUUGACUUUUCUAAACCGGAGGAGUGCCAAGGUCAAGGAAACCAUCGACAAUAUGCUCGUUAUAGUCCUGCGCUUCUGCAAAGUAAUACAAUCGCAAACGUUCAUGCCGGAUGUGAAAAAUCAGUUUGUACAUCCCCGUUUCAAGAGAUUGCUGCAGGAGGAGGCCGAGUUCGAUAAGUUUAUGCUUUAUCUCAUAUAUUUGGGCAACAAGGCGGCCGCCUCUGGCUACCAGGAGGAGAUCGGUGACCUGAUAUGUAUUGUUAAUUUUAAUGACUACUAUAUAGUAUCUGAGCAGAAAUCGGUGUCUUGAAAGCGCAGGUCUACUCCUCAACACACAUUUUACGACAAACCCACAAGAUCACAAGUAAAAGAUCUUUAAAUGAUUUUAUAAAGGCUCCAAAGUCGCUCAUUUCCAACGCUCUUGACACUAAUCCGCGUCUUAGAUAAGUUAGUAUCAAAUAUCGAAACGAAAUGAUGUACCUUAUUGUUGAAAAAUAUGUAACUAAUGAACGCGUCCAUUAUCUCAGAACACGCUCGAAUAAAUUCAUGUAUCUA
This is a messenger RNA of Drosophila kikkawai, 4202 nucleotides long. It is a transcript of the gene Grip163, whose product is annotated as gamma-tubulin complex component 6. Gene Ontology annotation, biological process: spindle assembly; mitotic cell cycle; microtubule nucleation. Gene Ontology annotation, cellular component: gamma-tubulin complex; spindle pole; equatorial microtubule organizing center. Lineage: Eukaryota; Metazoa; Arthropoda; Insecta; Diptera; Drosophilidae. The record is from RefSeq and is a predicted model, not a curated record. Gene Ontology annotation, molecular function: microtubule minus-end binding; gamma-tubulin binding.